CGCAUUUCCACCGAAUGCACGGUUGGGUCAACCGAAAAUGACAAGCCCGCCCCUCCCCCCAGGUUCAUGGCGCAAAGGGGUCCGUCCCCAGGACUAGAACCCUCAGAACCGGUCUUGCGGCUUCCAGUCUUACGUUUUCAAACAACGCUUAACGUGUCGAGGAACACACCAUUAGCAGACAUAAUCUUUCAACCAUUUUCUGUUGUUACUGACUCUCGAUACUCUUUCGCUCGGCUUCCGUUUUCGACCCGUUACUUUUUCCGACUUGGACGUAGAGAUGGACGCAGAGAACGCGAGGCCUUCGCCUGCGCUUGAGAAGGCAGGCAUUACAAACCAUGCCAGUACUGGUGAUAACAAUCCAGCCCACCAUACCACCCCCGCGAUCCAGAGCGGGACGCCUGCUCAAGAGGUUCUCUACCUGUGUGGAACGCGUCUCUUCAUGGUUGCUACCUUGAUCGGUAUCAUGGUGUUCAUAGUGAGUAUAGAGGCCAAUAUAGCAGUCACCGCAUUCGUGGCCAUCGCGCGCGACUUAGGUGGUUUCGAAACGAUCAGCUGGGUUUUGUCGAGCUACCAGCUCGGCUUUGUCGCUCUCAUUGUGAUUUCGGCGAAACUGAGUGAUAUCUUCGGCCGGAAAACGAUCACUGCGGGCCUACUCAUUCUAUUCACUGUCUUCUCCGCCGGCUGCGCCGGCGCGCAGACCAUGACACAGCUCAUUGUAAUCCGUGCCUUUCAAGGUUUGGGUGGUGGUGGCUGUUACACGCUCGGUGCCGUCCUCAUUGUCGAUGCUGCGCCACCGGAGAAGUACGGGAAAUAUGUCGCGAAUGCAGGAAUAGCCAUCGCGAUGGGUACGGUCUUAGGCCCGGUGAUUGGGGGUGCCAUCAGCCAGAACUCGACCUGGAGAUGGAUUUUCCUGCUCAAUGUGCCCGUCGGAGUCUUGGCUCUAUUUCUCGCCAUCGUCGGUAUGCCGCACGGCUUCCCUUACCGUGAGCGGCUCCCUACACAUGGGUCACUGACAGCCGUUGUCCAAACGAUACGGACCCGCCUUGACAUCAUAGGCUCCUUGCUGCUUCUUGGGGCGGUCCUGGCUUUCACAGCAUGCUUCCAGGAGGCUGGCUCACGCUUUCAGUGGCAAUCUGCCUACGUCAUAACCCUCUUAAUUACGUUCGUAGCGCUAUUCUUGUUACUUUUAUUUUGGGAGCGUCAUGUGACGCUUAAUGGCAAACUAUGCGAGCCGGUACUCCCAUGGCGAUUUUUCACCAAUCGCGUUGUCAUCGGCAUCAUGGCCGAAAUGAUACUGGUGGGAGCGCCCAUGAGCGUCACUACAUUCCAGCUACCUCAGCGAUUCCAGCUCGUCAAUGGGCUUUCAAAUCUUGAUUCUGGACUUAGACUUCUGCCUUUUGGGGCCUUGUUCCCGCUCGGCUCCAUGACAGGUGCCACAGUGUCGAGCAAGUUCAAAAUACCAGCGAUCUCGCUGCUGGUCGCAGGAUCGAUGUUCCAGGUGGUCGGGUACACGUUGCUUAGCAUGUUGGACUCGUCAGUGCAUAUUCAGGCGUCGAUCUACGGAUAUUUGACCCUGUGUGGUUUCGGCUGCGGCCUCACAUUUACCAUGGCUUACAUCACAGUUCCUUUCACCGUUGCCGAAUGCGAUAAAGCUGUGGGAAUGGCUGCAGCCAACCAAUUUCGGACGAUGGGCAGUGCCGUGGGAUUGGCAAUCGCUACGUCUGUGUUCAAUGGGUACACAUUUUCUCGCCUGGCGGGCCUUGGAAUCAACAGCUCUCUUGAAGAUAUCAUCACUGGGCAAGAAUUACUGCCCGUCGCUCUUCGCAACGAAGCUCGGCAUAUUCUUUCUGAAGGGUAUAACCGCCAAAUGUUAGUUCUGUGCGCGUUUUCUGCGGCACAGAUACCAACAGCGCUGUUACUUUGGAAAAGGAAGCACAUAGUCACUGUAGCAUAGGC
Messenger RNA from Diaporthe batatas, 1956 nucleotides. RefSeq lists its product as uncharacterized. Gene Ontology annotation, biological process: transmembrane transport. The coding region runs from base 278 to 1954 and encodes 558 amino acids. Lineage: Eukaryota; Fungi; Ascomycota; Sordariomycetes; Diaporthales; Diaporthaceae. The record is from RefSeq and is a predicted model, not a curated record. The transcript is spliced from 5 exons. Gene Ontology annotation, cellular component: membrane. Gene Ontology annotation, molecular function: transmembrane transporter activity.